AUGCCCAUCACCCAGGACAACGCGGGGCUGCACCUCCCUCUCCUCCUCCAGUGGCUGCAGAGCAACCUGCAGGAGACACAGGAAGGACCAGAGCACAGGCUCUGCCAGUCGGCCAUCCAGAAGCUCCGAGAAUACAUCCAACUGAACUUUGCCGUGGACGAGAGCACGAUCGUGCUUGACCAGAGCCCCCUCGAGAUGGAGAUCUGUACUGUGUACCUGACCAAGGAGAUGGGGGACACCGAUACCGUAGGGCUCAGUUUUGGGAACAUCCCUGUUUUUGGAGACUAUGGGGAAAGACGGAGAGGUGGUAAGAAGCGGAAAACCCACCAGGGUCCCGUGUUGGAUGUUGGCUGCAUCUGGGUGACGGAGCUGAAGAAGAACAGCCCAGCUGGCAAGUGUGGGAAAGUGAGGCUCCGGGACGAAAUCCUUUCCCUGAACGGGCAGCUCAUGGUUGGAGUGGAUGUCACUGGGGCCAGUUAUCUGGCUGAUCAGUGCUGGAAUGGCGGCUUUAUCUACUUAAUCAUGCUACGUCGCAUUAAGCGCAAGGCUCCUCUCCCUCCUUCCAAUGGCAACAACAGCAACAGCUGUGAACCCAAAGCAACCCCUACCUCAGAGCCCAGCAGCCGCCUGGUACAGAAUGGGAAAAGAACAAGAAAGUUUGGUGUCAUCUCCAGGUCAUCUGUCAACAAAGACAGUGUGGAGAACAGGAACAGUCAGGACUCUGAGCUAGAGAAUGGACAUUAUACCGUCAUGGAGAUGGGUGGCUCACAUCUUGAGGCUUUGGAAGUGGAUGAUGACAGGACAGAGGAUCACUUGCCAAAUUCAGAGGCUCCUCUGGUCACAGGCCAUUAUAGAUCUCGCUUAUCUGAGGGGAAGUCUGAUUUCAAGCCAGGUGAUCAUCUGGCACAGCGAGAAGACUGCCGGAUAUGGAAGAUGCACAUGGUGAAAGGGUCAGAUGGCCUGGGCAUCCAGAUUACCGGAGGCCGAGGAUCAAAGCGAUCACCACAUGGUAUCAUUGUUGCACAUGUAGAAGAAGGAGGUGCUGCACACAGGGAUGGCAGGCUGACAUCAGGAGAUGAGCUGCUGAUGAUCAAUGGUCAGUCACUCGUUGGCCUCUCCCAUCAGGAAGCUGUGGCCAUUCUCCGUGCUGCCGCUGGACUGGUUCAGUUAGUGGUGGCCAGCAGGGAAAACUCUGAAGUGGACUUCCUCAAAUAUCCAUCCACAAGUUUGCCAGACUUGCUUAGUACUUAUUCAGGCCCGGAUGUUUCCUCUUAUACUGAUAAUAAGGAGAACGAAGAGCCAGAUGGUGAAGAGGAAAAGGGAGCCAGCCAAUCACCAACCCAUGGAACAAUGAGUGAAGUCGAUAAGUCUCAAGAUAACAGCUGUCCUGAAGGAUCCCGGGAGAGCUGCAGAAGCCCCAACCUGGGGAGCAGCCUGAUGAAGUUCCGAAGCCGCUCCCAAGGAGGUGCUCCUCGUCUAGAAUCUGUUGGAGAAGAUGAUGAACUGACAGUAGAAAAUGGUGAUCCCAGUGGGGAGAUGUUGGAAAAGUUAUCUCGGAGUGCCCGGAAACAUUCCCUUCCACAGCAGCUGGAUUCUGCUGGGGCAAGACAGGAAUAUCAUGUUGUGAAGAAGUCAACUCGUUCCUUAAGCACUGCUCAGGUGGAAUCCCCUUGGAGACUAGCUCAGCCCUCCAUUAUCUCCAACAUUGUGCUGAUGAAAGGUCAAGGCAAGGGUCUUGGCUUCAGUAUUGUGGGAGGCCAAGAUUCAGCCAGGGGCCGGAUGGGCAUUUUUGUCAAGACAAUUUUCCCAAAUGGAGCUGCUGCUGCUGAUGGAAGACUCAAAGAAGGGGAUGAACUCCUUGAAGUGAAUGGAGAAUCCCUACAGGGACUGACCCACCAAGAAGCCAUUCAGACCUUUAAGCAACUCAAGAAAGGUGUUGUAACCCUUACAGUACGCACAAGGUUAAGAAGCCCCAGCCUUACUCCAUGUCCGACACCCACACUAAUGAGCCGAUCCAGCUCCCCAAACUCUAAUACCAGUGGAGGAACUCCUGCACCUGGCUCAGAUGAAGGAGAUUCUUCUUCCCUUGGUCGUAAAGGCCCAGGACCCAAAGAUAGGAUUGUCAUGGAAGUCACACUCAACAAAGAGCCAGGAGUGGGAUUAGGCAUUGGUGCCUGCUGUCUUACUUUGGAAAAUAGUUCUCCAGGCAUCUAUAUUCAUAGCCUUGCCCCAGGAUCGGUAGCCAAGAUGGACAGUAGAUUAAGCCGUGGUGACCAAAUAUUAGAAGCAGAUUCUGUCAGUCUCCGCCAUGCUGCAUUAAGUGAAGCCUAUGCCAUUCUGAGUGAGUGUGGCCCAGGACCAGUUAGUCUCAUCAUUAGUCGGCACCCAAACCCAAAGGUUUCUGAACAGGAGAUGGAUGAAGCAAUAGCUCGCUCUACUCACCGGGAAAGCAAAGAGACUAGUUCCUCCCAAGUUUUAGGUACUCCCCUGAAGAGUCCCUCACUUACAUCGAAGGCAAGACAGGGAGAAGGUGCUGCCUCACUCAGCUGGACCAUGAAACGCUUCCUGGAGCCAGCAAGUCGGGGCUCCCUCAGUUCUGAAUCAGAACUCUCACAAUAUUUUUCACAAGAUGUCCUGAGCCCCCUGUCCUAUGCAGACUCUGUGGUUGCCAGCUCUGGAGAUGAAGAACAUAUGCAUCAGAGGAGGGGGAGCAACUCUUUGGAUGAUGGUGCACUUCCUCCCAGCAGCAUAGCUCCCAAAGAAUCAGGAAAAUCUAGAGCCAACAGUUUUGUAUCAUCUGGAAGCAAGAAAACCUCAGGACCUUUCCAUAAGCAUUUGGAAGCUACCAGGCAAACGAGCCUUCCAGGAAGCCCACAGUCUGCCCGAAGCCCACUCCUCAGACAGAGGAGAAUUGGCUGCUUUGAUGCUGAAGAUGCCAGUGAUGAGGAAGAGUUUGUGAGAGAUGGAGACAACGUUCUGUUUUCCAGGACCCUCCCAGGCUCUACUCUACCCCAGGCUGAGGAGGACUCCAGGGUCAUCAAUGCAAAUUCUUCUAUGGUAACUGAUGUCAAUAGCCUGGAAGUAGAGCACCUUGGGAAUACUGCCACUGACGCUACUUUGGAGACUUCUCCUUUGGGCAGCUCAAUAGGGGAGGUAGAGGACAAGGCUUCUGAGCAAAUCAUAGACUCACCUUUCCUCCCAGGAAUGCUUUUUGACUAUCCAAAUGCCUCAGAGGCUAGCCCAGGCACCUUGGGCCUGAAGGAACAAACUGAAUCCAAGAAGUCACCAAAAUUAGAGCACAAAGCUAUUACCAGAGUCAAAAGCCUGAUGAGCAUUGAGUGCCCUGGUUCUCCUAAACAGAAGAAUGAGGAUCCUGGUUCUGGUCAAAAGCCAGUGGCCCGGAUAAGCCCACAAAGCAAAAGAGCUGUGACAGAGGACAACUCUAGGCCAAUCAUCUUGGAAACUAUUAAUUUAAUUCGUUUGGAAGAUGAAUCCUUUGGUCUGGACUUGGAAAUCCAGGCUACUCCUUUAAAAGUGGUGAUAAGAGGUUUAAGACCUGGCGGAGCUGCUGAGAGGGAGGCGACAGGAAAACUGAGUGUUGGAGAUGAGAUUGUCUCUAUCAAUGGUGCUCCAGUCAACUCCUUGUCUUAUCAGGAAACUUGCCAUGUUAUGAAGAACUUGCCCGUGGCUGUGACCUUUGUGGUGCAGCGAUCAACACCUGCUAUGGAUAACUCACAGGACCUCCUUGAAUCAUCAACGGAUAAGGAGCUGAUUAAUGCUAAACUCAGUGGGACUUUGGCCACUGAAGGAGAACCCCACACAAAAGGAGCACCAGCCUCUGAACCAGAGGGAGCUGUACAACCUGAUCCCAUACUGCCAUCUACUGUCAGUACCAAAGAAAUGCAAUUAGGUAGUGAAUUAAGAGGUGGUGACUGUGAGAUGCCAGUGACUGACAUCGAUAGCAUCAUCAGUGAGAUGGAUGCUUGUGAAGGAGGAUCUGAGUGUCCUCCAAAAGCAGGUGCCCUCUGUGGUGAGGAAGGUUCCCAGAGACACUCUUCGGCAAGAGACAGGAGCUCCUACCAGGGGGAGCAGAGCACAGUCAAACAAGAUCCACCUCAAAGGAGGAACUGUGGCCUUCUACCCCCUCAACCUCAGUGGACCUCUCAGUUUUCAGUUUUGGAUUCAAUUAAUCCAGGCAAACAUUUUACUGUGAAUAAAAACUGUUUGAGUAGCUAUUCUAGGAAUUUUAGCAGCUUACACAAAGACAGCUUGUCCUCUCUUGGUCACGGGGAAGCUGAUACCACUGAGCCAUCACCAAAGUCUAUGUAUGGAGCUGCUGAAGAUUCACAUUCAGACCCAGAGUCUCUUACAGAAGCCUCACCCACUUCCAUCAGGGAUAGCAUUUCAUCCCACCCACCAUCUUGCCCUUCUCAGACACAUAACGUCACAGAGUCAGAUGAGGAGCAAAUUGAAAUUUGUUGCCUGAGUACUCACCAAAAGCCACUCUCUCAAGUGGAGCAGCAACUGAGGCCUGCUGUGAAUUCACUUUCCUGGGCUCCACCUUGCCCAGAAGUAGCCAAAAUUUCACCAUUAGAAAGUACUGUUAUGGGAGGCUUACAGACAACCCCAGGUGCAACACCUACUGUUAGCUCAGAAGCACCUAUAAUUCCCAGCUCUUGCCGGCAAGUAAAUACAAGCAGAACAGUUCUUUUGGACUCCCUUCCUUCCUCCCAUUUGGAUAAAACUCCUUGGGUAAGCUCAGCAUAUUCAAAUGGAAAUCUUCCACAGGGCUGUAGAACCUUACAUAAAGAGGGGAAAAUGCAAGAAGCCAGCACUGGCAAAGCUCUGGAAACCUGUGUGUCUUCCAGAGGCAGUGACCUUGUGCACAAGCCUCCAGUUCCUUUUGCCAGCCCCAGAAUGGUUGAUAGCCCAGUACCUAGCCUGUUAGACAGUGAAUCUCAAUGCAAAAAACAAGAAGCAACUCUUAAGGUAACCGAUAGUCACAGACGCCCUCAAUUCUCUUUAAAUCCAGGCUUACCUGAAGAAUCUGAUUUGACCAGCCUUUACAUCUCUGAAAGUCAGGGCUUGGGACAAGGACCAGAAAAUACAUCCAGAAGUUCUCUUCUGGCCCAAUGCAAAGAUCCAAGUAAAAUGAACCAUAGUAUACAAAGCAGAAAUGAAAAGGAACAGUGUAUAGCUACAUCAAAAAGUUCCAACACUAAAGUUCACUCUCCCAGCUUAAACCAUGCUAAGGGAGUUACUACUCUGCACAGUCCUUCAGCUCAACCAAAACUGAAUUCUGAAAUGAAGGGGUCAACACCCAAAAGUUUUAUGGAAACACUUCUUAAUAACAAUCACAAACCCAGGGCAGGGCCAAAGCUAAAGGGCCUUAGCAUCAAAAGCAAGAACAAAACUAGCAUGGAGGCCUCCAGUGGUGUUCAAGCUGCCAAGGUUGGUGGGUCUGAGCAGAAAAGAACCUUUAUUUCACCCCAAACCUCUCCCAAAACUCUUUCCAAGAGAGUGUUGGGUUCUCGCAGCAUUGCUAUCCAUGGAGAACCAGAGAGAAGUUGCCCCAUGGCUCCCAAAUCUCCUAAAUGUGGGCAGGACAAUAAAUUAGCCUUGGCUACGUCUAGGCCAAUAAGUUCCCCAGCGUCAGAUGGCAGCACCCCUAUAAAUGGGAACACAAGUGAAAAUAGACUCCUUGGGCGAAAUGGGCUUGGCCUUUCCAGCCCUAAAGAAACAACAACAGUUUCGGCUUUCCCCAGUGGACUUGGUGAAAAGGGGAGCAAAGCAGCUACUGGUGAUUCUCAAGACAGGAUGAAUCAGGUGAAAAUAAUUGCCAUCUCUCCUGAAAGAGGCCCGAAAAGCUCAGGUGGUGACAAGUUAGUUGAAAAUGACCGAGGAGGACUUUCUACCCAUGAGAACAGUCACAAAAAAGGUGAAAGCAAACCCUGCCACAGGAGAGUGGAGCUAUCCCCAAGUCUCCCACCUUCUCUGGCUUCUCAUUCCAUUCAGGAAGAUCCCCCAGAAGGACAAGAAAUCCAAAGAAGUUUCAUUGAGGUAAGACUCUCUUCCUCUUCCUCCUUCUUCUUGCCCAUGUGCCCUUCCCCACCUCUACCUGUAGAGAAAAGAACUUGUGACCCGAAGAGAAUGAGUCAGAUGUCUGAACUUCCAGGAAACUCCAGAAAUGUCAUCACUUUGGACGAUGCUCCCUACUGUGCUCCAAGGCCAGUUACGAGGACUUAUUCCAUGCCAGCCCAACUUGCAAGCCAUUUUGGAGGGGAAAGUCACUCUGUGCAAGCUACAGGAUGCUCUGUCCAAGACAGCCAGAAUUCUGUGGCAGGUGAGAAAUGCGUCUAUGUUCCAGAGACAAGACUAUUCAAAGGUGGUCUCCUUGGCCUAGUUAAUGGACAGGGAAUACAAGGAGAAAAACAACCGUCAGAGACUUCCCAGAGCAUCCCCAGAACAGAACAAGGAGGUGCUAUUGUCCCUGGCACCCAGGACACAAGCUGCACUGUCACGGACAGAAUAAAAUCCACCAGGAGGCAUUACUACUAUGAGCUAAACUGGCCCCAUGAACCUACCUCAUCUUUUUCUGUGAAACAGAGGAUCAAAUCUUUUGAGAAUCUUGCCAGUUUUGACAGACCUGUAGUGAAGUCCAUUGAUUUCCCUUCAGCUGUAUCCAUGAACUCCAAACCUCCUACUGGGAGGAGGUCCUUAGGCAUGGUAUCUUCAGGGACCCCCAGCAACUCAAGUGACACCAUGAGGUCCUUACGACGAAGCUUGAGUUCGUGUGGUGAAAACCAAAAUGAAACCAUUUCAUUGACCCCCCAGCUAAACAAAUCACCAUCUAGUAUGACUCUCCAUGUUUCUCCACCAAAUCUGGUAGAAAACAAAGGAGACAGCCUUAAUUCGGGCCAAAAGAAGUUACUUGACCCUCCAGCAAGUUAUAAUCCAGCAACAACCACAGCAUCACACUUCAGAAGGAACAGACCAGCAGGAGGCCAAGCUCGACCUUGUCCUUUAUCCCGCUCAAAACUUAGAGAGCUCAGGGCUUUGAGCAUGCCUGACCUGGACAAGCUAUGUGAUGAGGACUAUUCAGUGGAACCUGUAGCUACCCACUUUAAAACUGAACUAGAAAUCACUCCCAGGAGAUCCCUUGGCCUUCCAACGGAAAGCCUCUCAAACCUCAAUGAAUCAUCUUCCCUUUCACAUUUGGCAAAAGAUCAUAGUGGGGAAAGGUUGUGCUCUAGGGGAAAUAGUCCUUGGACUAGUGGUUCUGGGACUCCUGCUUCAGCCUCUGAUGAAGAUAUAACAAUCCAGGACAAUUCAGUGUAUAAGAGAUGCUUUGGAAGAAGUUGGUCCAUAGAUUUGGAUCAACUCUCAGUCUCAUCCCUGGACCAGCAAAAAUUACAGUCUGUUUUGUCAUCAGUUGGGUCAAAGUCUGAUAUCUCGACUCUGAUUCGAGAAGCCAAAGCACAAGCAGAGAAUAAAGAAGAUAUUUUCUUUGUUGUCUUGAAUAAAGAAAGUGGCUCAGGUCUGGGAUUCAGCGUGGCUGGUGGAAUAGAUCUGGAACAGAAAUCAAUUACUGUCCACAGAGUGUUUUCUCAGGGAGUUGCUUCUCAGGAAGGGAGCAUCCACAGAGGAGAUCUCCUUUUAUCAAUUAAUGGCACCUCACUGACUGGUUCCAUCCAUGGAGAUGUUUUGAAUGCCCUUCACCAAGCGAAGAUGCACAAAGAUGCUGUUAUUGUCAUCAAAAAAGGGAAAGACCAGGACAGGGGCUCUACAAGACAAGAACCCACACCUGCAAGUGGAAAGGUGUCACUGUCCCAAAAGGAUGUUAUCUUGGAAUUAGGAACAGCAGGCAGACAGGCAGAUCUGAAUGGUGCAGUGUGGGUUGAGUUAUUGAAGACUUCUGCUGGUCUAGGCUUCAGUCUUGAUGGAGGAAAAGCAUCUGUGGCUGGAGACCGACCCUUGUUAAUAAAACGAGUGUUUAAAGGUGGUGCUGCAGAACAAGCCGGGACAAUUGAAGCUGGAGAUGAAAUUCUUGCUAUUAGUGGAAAGUCACUUACAGGGCUCAUGCACUACGAUGCCUGGAACAUUAUUAAGUCUGUCCCAGAGGGGCCUGUGCAAUUACUGAUUAGAAAGCACCGAACAGCAGUAUGAAUCCCAUGGUGGCUUAUUACAUUAGCCACAAAGGACUC
Gracilinanus agilis (Agile Gracile Mouse Opossum) is the source of this 8204-nucleotide messenger RNA. It is a transcript of the gene PDZD2, whose product is annotated as PDZ domain containing 2. The record is from RefSeq and is a predicted model, not a curated record. Gene Ontology annotation, molecular function: protein binding. NCBI's taxonomy places the organism in Eukaryota, Metazoa, Chordata, Mammalia, Didelphimorphia, Didelphidae. The transcript is spliced from 24 exons. Bases 1 to 8166 code for a protein of 2721 amino acids.